This is a messenger RNA of Colletotrichum phormii, 2260 nucleotides long. Its product is annotated as kinase-like domain-containing protein. Gene Ontology annotation, molecular function: ATP binding; protein binding; protein serine/threonine kinase activity. The record is from RefSeq and is a predicted model, not a curated record. Gene Ontology annotation, biological process: meiotic recombination checkpoint signaling; protein phosphorylation. The transcript is spliced from 5 exons. NCBI's taxonomy places the organism in Eukaryota, Fungi, Ascomycota, Sordariomycetes, Glomerellales, Glomerellaceae. The coding region runs from base 157 to 2151 and encodes 664 amino acids. Gene Ontology annotation, cellular component: cytoplasm; nucleus.
CUUGUCAUAACCAGAGAUCGACACAUACCUGGUAUCCAUUAAUUCACCGACGACGUAACCAUUCCCACCUUACCUUGCUUUACUCGCCUGCUGCCUUCGACAUCCCACUCCGCGAGCCGAAUCCCGUAAGACCGUAGUCUUCACCAGAUCGAGGCCAUGGCUCCUCCUCAAUCCGAAAAGAGUCAAUUGAAACGAACUAGAGGUUCUCUGCCAGAAAACGAACUGGAUGCGAAGAAGCCCCGCCGCUCCGACAGGCAAUCACCGGAACCCGAGCACAAGACGCCAGUCUCUAAGAAGCACCAGCUUCCCUCGCCAGUCACAAGGUCUGGCGACUCGGAUGAGGUCUAUAAGGAGCCCACCGCCACACCCCCGGAAGGACGCCCCAGCCAGGUGAACCACCACGAUAAGGAGGACGCGUCGCAAGUCGUUAAUAACAUCUCCUCACCGCCGCAGGAGGCUACCCAGGCCUUCUCGCAGUAUGCCCACGAGACCAAGGAGGCCCUCUCGGACGAGGUCGAGGACGAGGUGAGGGAGGGCGUAUGGGGAUACUUGUUCCCGCUCGAUACCAAAUAUGGCAAAGUCGUCGUCAUGAAGAGGCGAACUGCUUGCCCCUUGCCAGAUGCUCUCGAGGCGAAAGAGUCAGCGAAUAAGGGUCAGAAGGGGAAGUCGUCCCUGCAAAAGGAAGAAGAGGCAUACGAGCGCACUAAGAUCAAGGGAGUUGCCUCGGGCGGAUACUUGAUUGGCCGUCAUCCCGAGUGCGACAUCGUCGUGGACGAUCCCAUCAUUUCCAACAGGCAUUGCCUAAUCUUCACGGAGAACAAGGGCGGUGACACUGUCGCGAUUUUGGAGGACUUGUCAAGCAACGGAACUUUCGUCAACGAAGCUAUCGUGGGCCGAAACAAGCGGAGAGAGCUCCAGGAGCAAGACGAAAUUGCCGUCAUCGACAAGGCUCGUUUCAUCUUCCGGUACCCCAAGAGUCGGCAAUCUAGUGCAUUUCUGAGCCAGUACACUCUGCUCGAGAAGCUGGGCAAGGGUCACUUUGCUGAAGUGUUUUUGUGUGUCGAAAAAUCUACUGGCCAAAGGUACGCCGUAAAGAUCUUCACCAAAACGCCCGGCAUGGAGGAGAGAUCGAAGCAGGAGGGCUUGCAGCAGGAGAUUGCUGUUCUCAUGGGCGUCAGUCAUCCCAACGUCCUCUGCCUGAAGGACACGUUCAAUGAACGUAACGCCGUUUAUCUGGUCCUCGAGCUGGCUCCCGAAGGCGAGCUGUUCAACUUCAUCGUCAUGAGGCAGAAGGUGAGCGAGGACGAGACGCGCAAGCUCUUCAAGCAGCUUUUUCAGGGCAUCAAAUAUCUGCACGAUCGCAACAUCGUUCACAGAGAUAUCAAACCUGAGAACAUUUUGAUGGUCGACAAGGAACUCAAUGUCAAGCUGGCUGAUUUCGGCUUGGCAAAGAUUAUUGGUGAAGAGUCCUUCACGACCACACUGUGCGGCACGCCGAGUUACGUGGCGCCGGAGAUCCUCGCCGAGGGCAGACACAGAAAGUACACCAAAGCAGUAGACAUUUGGUCAUUGGGUGUUGUGCUAUACAUCUGCUUGUGUGGCUUCCCGCCCUUCUCGGACGAGCUCUAUUCUAAGGACUUCCCUUUCACGCUGUCGCAACAGAUCAAAAGCGGUCGGUUCGACUAUCCCUCGCCCUACUGGGAUUCUGUUGGCGACCCUGCCCUUGACCUGAUUGAUUCUAUGCUUGUCGUCGACCCCGAACGUCGGUUCACUGUGGACCAAUGUCUCAGCCACCCGUGGAUGACUCAGAAUCAGCCUGGUGUCAACGAUAGCACUGAUGGCCUCGUUGGCGGCAUUCAAGGCUUGGACGUUAAACGACGAGGCAUGGCCAGAGAACGUACGCUCUUGAGUUCAUUGAACUCGGUCCAAGUGGCUACCAGAGCGCCUGUUGGAGACAGCAAGAAGCCCGUCAACAUUUAUGCUAAGAACACGAAAAAGAUGACGCCGAAGGAGGUUGACCCCACUUCGCAGAGGGCCGUGGGUGAGUUCGUCGAGAUGGGCGGCAAGGGCGACGAGGCACUCUUUGGGGCUGAUGGGGAGAGCAUAUACUCGAAGAACGACAUCGCCAGUGCCGAGAACGGUGGGAAGUAAUGCUGUGUAUAAUUUCUUGUCGGUUCGUUUUUUGUGGGAGCAUGGGUUACGAGGUGCGUCUGAGGACCGCAUCGGCGAUGUUUUGGGUUUCUUGGCUUUCCUGGUGCCA